Phalaenopsis equestris is the source of this 1936-nucleotide messenger RNA. RefSeq names its product S-adenosylmethionine decarboxylase proenzyme-like. Gene Ontology annotation, molecular function: adenosylmethionine decarboxylase activity. The record is from RefSeq and is a predicted model, not a curated record. The transcript is spliced from 3 exons. Gene Ontology annotation, biological process: spermidine biosynthetic process; spermine biosynthetic process. NCBI's taxonomy places the organism in Eukaryota, Viridiplantae, Streptophyta, Magnoliopsida, Asparagales, Orchidaceae. The coding region runs from base 562 to 1668 and encodes 368 amino acids. Gene Ontology annotation, cellular component: cytosol.
GACUAGCUUACGUUCACCAGUGAUUGAGAGGCUUCCAACAUUUGUGGUUGUGGUUACGUUUCCUCUGCUAUUUAUAGCUGCCUGUCUUGCACGGUGAUUCGAACGUUGGCGUUGCUUCGGUUUCGUCGCUGGUCCUUUGUUGGAUUUCCAUUGAAGGUUUCGUGAAUAAUUUUGGGAUCUAGGGUUUCCGGUUCUUCAACAAGGAAUUAACAUUUUUUUGGGGAACUUCUGACGUGUGAAUGAUUUAAUGGAGUCAAAGGGUGGUAAGAAGAAGUCCAGUAGUAAUUCCUUACAAUACGAAGCUCCACUCGGCUACAGCAUUGAAGACGUUCGUCCUCACGGCGGAGUGAAGAAGUUCCAAUCUGCUGCUUACUCAAACUGCGCUCGGAAACCAUCCUGAUAGCAAUUGGUUGUUCGCUUGAGUAGUGUAGGAUUUCCCUUGCUUUGCUUUUGAUUCUUCUGGUUUGCAGCUCACCAAUAACCUGAACCAUACUCUUUCAACCUCUCCUCUGAUCUCCUGCUCUCUCCUCUUUCAUCCUCUGCUUCUACAUCAAGGCAGGCAUGAUGGCCUGCUCCCCAAUUGGGUUCGAGGGCUAUGAGAAACGUCUUGAGAUAACCUUCUUGGAAGCCCCUUUGUUUGUUGAUCCUCACGGGCUUGGCCUUCGCGCCCUCACUCGCCCUCAGAUUGACUCCAUCUUGGAGCCUGCAAAGUGCACCAUUGUUUCACAGCUUUCCAACAAGGACUUUGACUCUUAUGUUCUGUCUGAAUCUAGCCUAUUUGUGUACCCAUGCAAGAUAAUUCUAAAAACCUGUGGGACUACAAGGCUCCUUCUUUCAAUUCCUGUGAUUCUCGAUCUUGCUGCUGAGCUUUCGCUCUCUGUUGCAGCAGUAAAGUACUCAAGAGGAAGCUUCAUAUUUCCUGGCGCCCAGCCUGCUCCUCACCGCAGCUUCUCUGAGGAGGUUGCUGUUCUUAACAAGUUCUUUGGCUGCCUUGCUUCUGGCGGGAAUGCAUAUGUUAUUGGCAACCCUCAAGUGCCUAACCACAACUGGCAUGUCUAUUAUGCCACUGAGAAGCCUGAGCAGCCAAUGGUGACCCUUGAAGCUUGCAUGACUGGAUUGAACAGCGAGAAGGCUGCCAUUUUCUUCAAGAAUUCUGCUCUUGGAAAUGUCUCCUCUGCCAAGCAGAUGACUGAAAGCUCUGGGAUUUGUGAUAUCAUUCCUGAAAUGCAAAUUUGUGAUUUUGAAUUUGACCCCUGCGGGUACUCGAUGAAUGGCAUCAACAGAAAAGCCUUUUCUACCAUCCAUGUUACACCUGAGGAUGGGUUUAGCUAUGCAAGCUAUGAAGCCAUGGGGUUUGAACCAAGCACAAUCAGCUAUAAAAAUCUCAUUAAAAGGGUGCUUAGGUGCUUUGAACCUGUGAAUUUCUCUGUGGCCGUCACCAUCUUUGGUGGACGACCCUUUGCCCGUUCUUACGGCCAAAAGGUUUAUGUUGAUGGGUACAACUGCAAGGAUAUUGUGCAACAGGAGCUCCCAGGAGGAGGACUUCUCCUGUAUCAGAGUUUUGAGCUUUCGACUGAUGGUGCAGUUUCUCCGAGAUCCAUCCUCCACUGCUGGGAGGCCGAGGGUGAGGAGGAGAAGAGUCUGAAGAACAAGGAGAUGUUGUUCUGAGUUUAUGGUGGUGUUGGUGCUAGACUAUAUUGGUGUUUCUGUUUUGUUUUUAGUAAUUGGAAACUGUCUUCCAAAGUGUCUUCUACUGUUGUGUUGUGUGUGCCUUUGCACUGUCUUUUUUAUUAAUAUUUGCAUUUGAAUAAUUAGCUCAGUGUGGCAAUGGGCUUGUCCUAUUUGCCUUCAUUGAGCAGAGUUGCUCUUUGCUUAUUAAUGAUAUCUUUGUUACAUGUUCGUUCUUUAUUUAAUGAAUUUGUUCAACUUAGUGGUA